This is a messenger RNA of Trachymyrmex cornetzi, 799 nucleotides long. RefSeq lists its product as uncharacterized. The record is from RefSeq and is a predicted model, not a curated record. The transcript has 3 exons. The coding region runs from base 230 to 736 and encodes 168 amino acids. NCBI's taxonomy places the organism in Eukaryota, Metazoa, Arthropoda, Insecta, Hymenoptera, Formicidae.
UCUGCAAGUUUGUGUGGAAUGGCUCUAACGUUGUAUGUAGCUUUUUCCGCCUGUAUUAAACAAAAAAAAGUAAAAGUGCCGGCCACUCAAUGUCUUCCAACCUUAUUUAUAUAGUGUGUCCGAAAAUGAGUAUGGUUACUACCAGUAAAAACAAUACAGUUGGCAGCAGUGAAAAUUAUUGGCGCUGCGUUUUUUUUCUUCCAGCAGUAAUAUCAGUAAACGCACAGUAAUGGUAACGGUGAGUGAAUACUGGUAUCGUAUGCAUGCACUAUCUCAUUCGAACGGUAAAUUGUAUGUACAAAUUAAUCUAUCUGUAAAAGUUCAAAAAAUGAAGAUACCAUCUAAAAAUGGAGAUACCACCUCUCAACAUGAACGAAACACUAACCAAAAAUUGAAUAAUUUAACAUUAAUUGAUGAAACAACAAAUAAAAAAUAUGUCAUAAAAGUACCAAUGGAAGUGUAUAACCGUGCUCAUAAUGACUUGAUAUUUGCUACUAUGUUAUUACAAAAUGCGAAAUUAUUACUCAAUUCUAAAGGUACACAUAAUCCUAUUCCACCAACAAAUAUGAUGGCAAAUGAUAUUAGUAAACCUAGUUGUUCAAAUGUAACAAGGAAGAUCGUUAGUAAUGACACUGUUGAAAAUAUACUUCAUGAUAAUAUUAUUUCCGACACUGAAGACAUUUCAGUUAAUAAAUGGCUAUCAUCAGGAAAAUACUCUGGAGUGCAAUAUUGUUGAAUUCCAGAAUAACGAAAUACGCGCAUAUCAUGAACACAUCCUGGCAUUCCAGCAAAUACAUGA